AUGCCCAACUCACGAUUUGAUAAAGGAGAACGAACUAAAAUAAAUAAUGCUCAAGAGAAGAGUAACAGUUACGCAAGUAUUGCAGCGUCUGUAAUGAGCUCGAAACGUGAGUGGCCCAUCUUAUUACGUUGCGUAGGUACUUUAAGUUUGGAAGAAAAAAACGCUCUGUAUGAUAUUCCAUACCAUAAGAGAAGAUUACUGGCCGGAAAUUGGACGGCAGCCACCGUCGAAAAUCCUCUUUUUUGCCAGCACGUCUUAGCUCUUAGGAAGGGAUUCACCACGGUGCAUGACUCACUCAAUAGGUUACGAUACAAGGAGGCAGGAGGAGAAGGCUGCAGCCGGCCGCAGCGCGGUGCCAGCCGGGGAGUGCUCCUGCUCAGCCACGGCCAGAGCGACAUGGACGGCAAGGCGGUGGGCCGCGUCCUCUACCAGCAGACUGUGCUCCAAUGGGAAGAGCUCUUCUCCGUUCUGGCGGGCAUCAAGGACCACGUCGUCUUCGGCCGUUCUUGCGGCGUCGGCAGCGUCCUCAGUUCGGUCGACGCUGUCUUCUACUUCGGCCCGGACGGUGUCCUGGACAAGUUCAACCAGAGCUCCCUAUACUUCUCUUUUACAUAUCCCAUGGCAAGGAUGGAUGAGGAGCCCUUGAUCGAUAAUGACAAAUUUGUUUUUGAAACGUUUCACCAAGUUCUAGAUUCUUCACAAACUAAUGACACGAUUAGAGAAGGAUUAAUGAGUAAAGUUCUGUUUGUUCUUUACUUGACAUCUGCUGCUCUUGCUGGUUUGAAAUAUCCGAACAAUGAAACCAUGAUAUAUGAAACUCAACAUUUUUUAAGCAGGGAAACGUCAAAUUUUACUAAACACCUACAAAGUUUCUAUUCCGACGAAGAUACAGUCUUCUUAUCAGUCCCUCACUGGUCAAUCCUGAAAGAACAAAAUCCGAAACUGAGUGUAUUUGGUCGAGGAACUUCGAGAAACCCAUCAACGACCAUUGAGCUAGCGGAUGUGUGCCCAUUACUGGCAGUGCUGCUAGGGAUUCCGAUACCUCAAGAAUCUGUUGGCCGACUUCCCCUCUCAUACCUAAAUAUGUCUCAAGAAGAAGAAGCGAAAGCGCUUGCGUGUAAUGCUUUACAACUUCAUCAACUGGUAUUUCCACCAGAAUCCUCAUACCGGAAACAAAGCAUCUCCACUAUUAUGGACUACAUAAAUAAAAAGCAAUAUGCUCAGAGCAUGCUGUUCAGCGAACAGAUGAUCAAGAUAAGCCAAUCAUAUCUUCAUAGAUCCCAACAGACAUUUGACAGAAUUAUUUUUUCUAUAGUGAUAAUAUCACUGGUUGGAUGGAUUUUGCUCUUGAUAACUGUGCCAAUGAUCGGUUCUUCAAGUUCAGUUCAGAUACCAAGAAGGUCAUCAUUUGCUAUUUUAAUAACUUUUAGCACAGUAGCUUUAUUCGAGAUAUUUUACGUCACCUUGGAGUUGGAUGAUCCGUUGAUAUACAUAACGUUCAUGCUCUUGUCACUGCUCCCGUGGAUAUUAGUAUUCAUCAGAUAUUUAGUCCUCGACGUGCAGCCCUUUGUGUCCGAACCAAUGAUGUCAGUUGAGCAGCUAAUAAAUCCAGCGAGGAGCUAUUGGAACGGGGUGAUUGUGGUGAAAAGAAAGCUAGGACUAUUUGCAAAUGUGGGUAUAAUGCCCAUUGCGGAGGAGGAAGUGGAAUAG
Nezara viridula (southern green stink bug) is the source of this 1710-nucleotide messenger RNA. Lineage: Eukaryota; Metazoa; Arthropoda; Insecta; Hemiptera; Pentatomidae. The record is from the annotation of a GenBank genome assembly.